AUGGAUACUAUUAACCCAAGCUCGGACAGUCUGGAAGCCACGUCUUCACAUCGGGGCCCGACUUACCCCGUUGAUUUUAUCAUGGACGUCCAGCUUCAAACGAAGAAUGGCACAGAUUUACCUCUGUAUAACAAGACAUUGGAGCUUCAAAAACGAAAAGCAAAACAAACUGAUCCAUUUCCUCCGGACACCAUGCCUCCGAGUAUCAAACGAAAUGAGGGCAACAGGUCAGAUGUAUUCGAUUCUGAAAAAGAAGACUACUGGCUCUUUUAUGUUCACCUCAACAAUUCAGAACUUGAGAUCGCCAUAGGAGGGGAAGAACCAAUCUUUGUCACUUCGAGACCAAAUUGGAACACGAUCACCGAUAAGGACGAGAAUGAGCAGGUGGUGCUCAAUGAAGGCGGAGAACGUUAUGGACUAUCCUGGCAAUACGGGGCAUACGGUCGAUGUUUUGACCGAUUUGUGGCUGUUCGGACACCCAAGAUGGACAACCCGGCCAUCUCUCUGCGUGUCCAUGGCCACUACGGAGGUGUCCACUGGGUUGGACUCUUCACUAAAACGGGUGUCGACAACACCAACCAUUUCAUUGCAGUACGAACCUCCAAUCGCCUCCUCCCCGACUAUGCCGAGCGGACAAAACAGUACCCUGGUUACAGAGACUGGUACACCGAGGAUGGUCCUGUCAAUAUCCUGGAUUGCGCCCUGACGCUGUUCCCUAAGCAGUUGUAUGGUACAACAACGAACUCCCCUGAACUGUACAGUAAAUUUGUCACCCAAGACCCAUAUAAUAAGGUCGGAGUCGAGCACUUUGAGCAUGUCCUGCGGGAAACGAAUGGACGUCCUCCAUGGCCUAAGCGAUAUACCUGGGCGGCUCGUGGAACGACUUGGAUUCGUAUCCAUCCUAAAUUCUCACCGCCACUGGCUAUUAGUGACGAGUGGUUUGACUAUGUGUCAGGGAUCAUGUUGAAUCACAAAGCUGAAAGUAAAGGGUGGGAAGUACUCUUUCGCGUGCUUGGCGCUUUGUCAGACAUCCUCAAAGGUGUUUUCACUAUCAGUGUCGCUGAAGUCGUUGGAGGUAUAAUCAAGUUUGGUGGAGCUUUGACUGAGACAGACAUGCAUCAAAAUGCCGAUGUCGACGGUUUCGUCACUUCUAUCACUGGAUUCAUAGACGCGGGGAACAAGAAGCGUCGAGACAGUAAGAAAAAGCCGGCUGAAAAACCAAACACUACCAACAUUUUGGUUUUGAUACAACACAUCGAGGCCGGUAGAUAUUCUACUCGUGAUCUGGGUAGCAAAUCCGUCGAUUCCGAGUAG
Molecule: messenger RNA, 1314 nt
Organism: Fusarium poae
Lineage: Eukaryota; Fungi; Ascomycota; Sordariomycetes; Hypocreales; Nectriaceae
Exons: 1
Coding region: 1-1314 (437 amino acids)
Source: RefSeq, a predicted model, not a curated record